AUGUCUGGCUGGGGAAGUCAAGCUGCAGACUCUGGCGGCUGGGGCACUGCUCCUGCUGCGAGCGAUGCCUGGAGCGGCAACCAUGCCACGGCUGAUGAUUCUUGGGGUGCUGGACCGAGCGCCGACCGCACGACGCGCGGAAAUGCUAGCAUCUGUAGUGGCCCAGGAAAAGCUUCUGAGGAGAAACAGACUGUUGAUCUUUCCACUGGCACUACGGAGGCCACCACUAUUGCCGAUGGCCCAGGUGACACUACCGAGGCUCAUGCUGAAGCGGAAGCAAAGUGCUUCAACUGUGGCCGGAAAGGUCACCGUGUUGCCGAGUGCCCUGAGCCCCGGAACAUGACCUGCCGCUACUGCAAACAGGACGGACACAUGGUUCGCGACUGCCCUGACAAGCCACCGAUGGUCUGCAGCAACUGUGGCCAAGAAGGACAUCUUCGAAACAACUGCGAAAAUGCUCGCAAGGUGAAUCGGAACCAGGUCGCCGACGUCUCCCCAGAUGAGGCCUGGGCCAAGAUCGAAAAGGCCGCCAUUGAACGAGAUGUAGAUGACGCCAAGGAAGCCGUUCAGGAGUAUGUCAAGGCUGUGGGAGGCGCCAUCACCUACAGGGAACUCCAGGAAGACUUGUUGAACAAAGGUGUCAACUUGUUCCUCAUCGGCACGGAGAGAUCCCUGGUCACCGUCUUCACCAAUAUGGAUCUUCAGGGAAACAUGGGAAAGAAGUACAGCAUUUCCUAUCGCUUCACCGACAAGCCGGACCGGCCCCGCGAGGCAGAGUCAUUCCCGAAGAGCCACGAGGAGCUGCUCGCACGUCUUGACGAUGCUGGAGAGAUUGUGAACUCGGGUCGUUCUAAAUGCCACAAUUGUGGCGAACUUGGUCAUGUUGCAAAGUUUUGCACCCAGGAAAGAACGGAAAGGCCGGACCAGCCGAAGAUUUCGUGCAGCAACUGCAACGAAGAAGGACAUCGCCUCCGUGACUGCCCUCAACCUCGUGUAGACAAGUCUGCCUGUAGAAACUGCGGCAAAUCUGGCCAUAGGGCCGCCGACUGCGAAGAGCCCCCAAAUCUCGACAAUGUGGAAUGUCGCAAGUGUCAUGAAAUGGGACAUUUCUCUAAGGACUGCCCGCAGGCUGGUCCCCGCGGAUGCCGCAAUUGCGGCUCUGAGGAACACAUGGCUCGAGAUUGCGAUCAACCCCGCAACAUGGACCUCGUCACCUGCCGCAACUGCGAAAAGCAGGGGCAUAUGAGCAGGGACUGCCCGGAGCCGAAAGAUUGUAAGUUGGCUUGA
This is a messenger RNA of Purpureocillium takamizusanense, 1287 nucleotides long. RefSeq lists its product as uncharacterized. Gene Ontology annotation, molecular function: nucleic acid binding; zinc ion binding. Lineage: Eukaryota; Fungi; Ascomycota; Sordariomycetes; Hypocreales; Ophiocordycipitaceae. The transcript is spliced from 7 exons. The coding region runs from base 1 to 1287 and encodes 428 amino acids. The record is from RefSeq and is a predicted model, not a curated record.